AUGGUUUUCUUCUUACACGCGGCGCAGGCGCCCCGUAGCCUGGCCCUUCCCGACGCUCAGGACGAUGCCCUGGGUGCCCGCGUGGUGCAGGAGGAAGCAUCGCCCUACUCUUUGGUCCAUAUCUGUCUGGAUGUCUUGAUUGCCAACCUGGAGAGAUUAUGUUUUGAAAGACCUGAUGGAACACUUUGUCUUCCAGAGAAUUGGAUUUUUCCUAGGGAAAUAUCUGAUCAAUUCCUUAGGAGGAUGGCUUCGCAAGGCAAGCUGACUGACAGAACAGCAAGUAUUUUCCAAGGCAACCAAAUGAACUUGAAGGUGCUCAGUAUCCAAAAAGCUAAAAUCUCACCAGCUACCUUCACAGGAGCCUUCUGCCAUCAUAAGCUCAUUGAAGUAGAUGCCACUGCAGUGCACUCUGACCUCCCAGUCCCAGACAUUUUAAAUGCACUCUGCAGCAACAGAUGGAUCCAGCAAAACCUCCGGUGUCUCCUGUUAGAUUCAACAACUGUCCCUCAAAAUUCAAGAUUACUGUUUGUUGGUCAGCUCACUGGUCUUCGCAUUUUAAGUGUUUCUAAUAUUAGCUUUUAUAAUGAAGACCUGGUUAACAUUUCUCAGUUACCAGUGCUGCAAUACUUGGAUAUCUCCAAUACUCUGAUCACUAACAUCUCUGCACUCAUCACCUGUAAGGAUCGGCUCAAGUCUCUCACAAUGCACAAUAUGAAAUGCCUGACCAUGACUAAAUUACAAAUUCUUGAAGUUAUCAGAGAACUGAAAUGUUUGCUUCACCUCGAUAUUUCUAAUCACAGGCAGCUCAAAUCAGACCUAGCUUUUCAUUUACUACAGCAGAAGGAUGUACUGCCUGAUGUUGUAUCCCUCGAUAUUUCUGGGGGCCAGUAUAUCACUGAUGGAGCUGUAGAAUUGUUUAUACGCCAGCGGCCUUCAAUGAAAUUUGUGGGACUCUUGGCUACAGAUGCUGGUUAUUCUGACUUCUUAAAUGGAAAGCAAGGCUUGAGGGUUGCUGGAGGAGUUAGUAUAAAUCAGAUUACUGAAGCACUGAACCAAUACAGGAACAGGUCAUGUUUUAUGAAGGAAGCUCUCUGUAGACUCUUCACAGAGACCUUCUCAAUGAAUGUUUCUAUGCCUGCCCUUUUAAAGCUUGUAGCUGUAGGAAUGAAGAAUCACCCAUUGGAUUUACCAGUGCAGUUCACAGCUAGUGCUUGUGUUCUCAACUUAACACGCCAGGGGCUGGCCUGUAGAAUGCCUGUUCGUCUGUUGUCAGAGGUCACCUGUCUACUUUUCAAAGCUAUAAAAAAUUUCCCCUUUUACCACCAGUUACAGAAGAAUUGUCUUCUCUCCUUAACCAAUUCCAGGAUUCUUGUGGAUGUUCCAUUUGAUAGGUUUGAAGCUACCAAGUUUGUGAUAAAGUGGCUUUGUAGGCAUGAGAAUCCAAAGAUGCAAACCAUGGCAGUGAGCAUCACCUCCAUUCUCGUCUUGCAGCUAUUACCUGGACAAACCUCACAACUUCAAGAAGAACUCCUUAUGGCAGUUAAGGAACUUCUAGCAAUAGUGAAACAAAAGACUACUGAGAACUUACAUGAUGUCACCUUCUUGUUUAGUAUGAAAGCACUUUGGAAUCUUACAGAUGAGUCUCCUGCUGCCUGUAAAUACUUUAUUGAAAAUCAAGGAUUGGAGAUCUUCAUUCAAGUCUUAGAGACUUUUCCAGAGUCCACAAUACAAAGCAAAAUACUUGGUCUUUUGAACAACAUAGCCGAAGUCAGAGAACUCUCUCCCACGCUGAUAACCGACUGUGUGCUGAAGCAUAUAAGCAGUUUACUUCAUAGCAAGGACAUAGAAGUGAGCUAUUUGGCUGCAGGUAUCCUAGCCCACCUGACAUGUGACAGAAAAAAAUGGCUCUUCCAUGACCUGCAAAGGAAUGCUCUUCUCCAGGAUUUGCAUGCAACCAUCCAGAAUUGGCCAAGUUCAAGUUGUAAGAUGUCAGCAUUGGUGACUUACAGAUCCUUCAGGGCAUUUUUCCCACUACUUGGCAACUUCUCUCAACCAGAGGUUCAACUCUGGGCACUAUGGGCUAUGUAUCAUGUCUGCAGUAAAAACCCCAGCAAAUACUGCAAAAUGAUAGUGGAAGAAGAAGUGUUGAAGCUUUUGUAUGAUACCCAGGAGCACAGUCAGGUGAACCCACAAGUACAGCAGCUUGCAGCUUCCAUUCUAGAGGACUUCAGGAUGCAUUUUAUGAAUUAUCAGAGGCUCCCACUAUAG
This is a messenger RNA of Dipodomys ordii (Ord's kangaroo rat), 2268 nucleotides long. It is a transcript of the gene Zyg11a, whose product is annotated as zyg-11 family member A, cell cycle regulator. Gene Ontology annotation, cellular component: Cul2-RING ubiquitin ligase complex. The record is from RefSeq and is a predicted model, not a curated record. Lineage: Eukaryota; Metazoa; Chordata; Mammalia; Rodentia; Heteromyidae. The transcript has 14 exons. The coding region runs from base 1 to 2268 and encodes 755 amino acids.